GAAAGCACAGCGUUGGUCACCGCGACGAAUCCCCACCGUCUCGCAGUUGGACGUCCGCUACCGCAUCCCCGAUUCCUCUCCUCUCCUUUCCUCCUCCUCGCCGAGGCCAAAACCCAACUCCCCGAUCUAGCCAACUACUCAGAUCUCGGAACCCUCGCGGUCGCCGCGGCCAUGGCGAAGGAGCCCCCGUUUUCCCUGCCACCGGUGGUCUUCAACCCCUCCACACCAGCCCACCGCCGCCACCCUAUCCCCGGACCCGGCGCCUCUCCGCCACCCGCCUUCGCGCCUCCCCGCCCCUCCACCUCCUCCGCCGCCAACCCCCUGCCCUUCAUGUCCUUCGACAUACCCGCUCAGUCCAACUCCACGCCGCCCAUCUUCACCGGGCCCAUCGGCGGCUCCGGUGCCUCCUUCGAAGACGAGCCGCCGCUCCUCGAGGAGCUCGGCAUCAACACGCGCCAGAUCUGGCGGAAGACGCUCUCCAUCCUCCACCCGCUCCGCUCCGCCGACCCGUCGCUCCACGCAGACGCCGAUCUCUCCGGCCCCUUCCUGUUCCUCUUAUCCUUCGGUCUCUUCCAGCUCCUGGCUGGUAAGUUCCACUUCGGGAUCGUCCUCGGGUGGGUCACUGUCGCCUCCCUCUUCCUCUACUUCGUCUUGUCCAUGCUCUCCGGCGGACGCCGCGGCGACCUCGACCUCUACAGAUGCGUCAGCCUGGUCGGAUACUGCAUGCUCCCCAUGGUCAUCUUCUCCGCGGUCUCCCUCUUCCUACCGCGGGGCGGUGGGCUCAUCUUCGGGAUGGGCAUGGGAUUCGUGUUGUGGUCUACCAGGGUCUGCACCAGGUUACUAGCAGAGCUUGCCUCCAGCGGCGAUGAGCAUAGGGGACUCAUUGCCUACGCCUGUUGGCUCGUCUACAUGCUCUUCUCUCUGCUCGUGAUCUUCUGAUGCUGUUCUUGAGAUGGAAGAUCACACUCGGUAUUCUUUUGCCCUAUGGAGCGUAGAGCUGCUUUUGAUCAGCGACUGGAAUUGUUUAUUGAUGCUACAGAACUAUUGAUGAUCUAGUCAGUUGUUUGGAAAAUGUUAUGUAACGAUCUACUCCUUUUCAUCCUUUAGUUUCUGUGGCAUGGUAGGGGGCUGGUAUAGAUCUUGGUAAAGAAACGUAAGGCAAGAUCAGGACAGUGAAAAUAUUUUAAGUAAUUAGCUUUUGCUGAAGUUUGAUGGGAUUAGCUAGCAACUUUUGAAAGAGUACACUCGUGAUCUGUUUGAA
Messenger RNA from Hordeum vulgare subsp. vulgare (domesticated barley), 1261 nucleotides. Its product is annotated as protein YIPF5 homolog. Gene Ontology annotation, cellular component: membrane; trans-Golgi network. Gene Ontology annotation, biological process: endoplasmic reticulum to Golgi vesicle-mediated transport; vesicle fusion with Golgi apparatus. The transcript is spliced from 2 exons. The record is from RefSeq and is a predicted model, not a curated record. Lineage: Eukaryota; Viridiplantae; Streptophyta; Magnoliopsida; Poales; Poaceae. The coding region runs from base 172 to 939 and encodes 255 amino acids.